CCCACUUUAUUUUUUGGGCUUGCAAAAUUACGUAAUCUUUUGUAGCAGAGUAAACGCCUCUGCUAAUCACAUGGUAUCAUUUCUUUUUUCCAACUGAGUAUGGAUAUGGACUAAGGUGUAGUUGUUUCCGGACCUCUGAGCAUCAGCAAUUCACGCUUAUGUUUGAUGUGAAAUUCUCAUGCUUCUUAUAAUCAAUUCUGAUUUCUGAUGAAGUGCCUUUGUUUUUCCGAGAACGAGUAAUUAGUUGCGCAUAUUUUUGAUAAAGCAUUCGGAUAUUUCACGCGUGUUGGAUAUUCUUAUAUUUCGUUUUCACUGAAUAUUUGCCCAAUUAUUUAUGAAAUUGGCAUUUAAUCGAGUGACAUCGUGCUUUAAAAGAAAUGAGCAUUAGUGAUUCCAGUUAAAGUGUAUAAAUGAUGAUCCUUCAAAUUGACGAUUUGUGUUUUAAAUUUAAAAAAAUAUUCGGUACUUCUCUUUAGAAGAAGAAUGCUUUUUUUUUUGGUAAUGGCUGAAGAAUUUUUGGGCUGUUACAAUGAUGGGUGUACGCUGCAGAAGUUGAGCUUUCUGAAUAUCUUCCUUUGAAUAAUGCAUCUUCAUUUCACGAUGUGUUUCUCCAGCUCCAUCAUUUGUCUGCUUGUAGUUACGUGUCACGGCUCCAUCAAUGUAUAUGAUUCUGGAUUAAGCUACCGAGAAGACGACGACGGUUCUCGUUUUCAUGACACAUCCCACAUAUCAAAUAAAAAUUUUACAACAUCGAAUGUAACGUCAUCAGAUGUUAGAUUGCUGAGAAAUUCUCAUCAGAAUGAUACUAAUACAGAUCUCAGUUCACAUUUACAACAAAAAACUGUUCACAAGCUUAAGGAACCAACGAUAAUCUCAAAGAAAAGUACUUUAAAUGCCAUUCGUGAACGAAGAAGUCUUAAUGGCGAUUUUGUGCUUCCAUUUCCUAUACGAAACAGUCAUGCUGGUCACGAUCAUUCGAUGCAGCAAGCCCCAUCUGUAAUGACGAAUGGUCAUUCUCAUUUCCAUCCUCAUAACACCAGUACAGAUGAAGAUCACCAUUCCUCAGUUCAUUCUGAACAUCAUGGUGCUGCACUACACCCCACUGAUGUCAUUCACAAAGAUGAUGACUUGCAGGGUCUCUCUGAAGACAAAGUAUCUCAUGUUAAUAAGAAGGAAUCUCACGACGGGAAUCACAAACUGUCAAGUAAAAAACAAGCUGCCUCAGAAUCUGCUGUGGAUGCUACACAUCAAGCCCAUUCUAGACCUUGUGAAGACAGACAUGAAGGUGAUGAGGAGGGGGAGGAUCAUGAGCAUGAUCAUGAUCAUGAACCAUCAGCUAAUUAUCAUCAACAUUAUCCAUUAAAUGAUCGACACAUAUCAGGGAAAGUGUGGCUCUAUGCAUCUAUAGCUGUUGUAUUAAUCAGUUUAUGCGGGUUGAUUAGUGUUGCUGUGAUUCCAAUCAUGCAAAAAUGGUUUUACCAUACUUUACUUCAGUUCCUAGUUGGACUUGCUGUAGGCAGUCUGUCUGGUGAUGGCCUUCUUCAUUUGAUGCCCCAUGCAAUAUUAGAUGGAGAGGAUACCUAUGAUCAUGUUAAAGGAGAAAGUCAUCCACAUCAUCAUAGUGAUGAUUCAUCUGCAAUGGAGAUGAAAGCUAUUUGGAAAGGACUGGCAGCACUUUGUGGUAUUUUCCUGUUUUUUAUUGCUGAGCGUUUAUUAGGAGCUCUGGCUACUUACAGGAGACAGAAAAAUGAAGCCAAACUGACCAGGCAUCCAAAAAAUAUGAUUCAAGUCCGUGGAGAAGAGGGUGCUGGUAAUGGAAGUGUAGGAGAAAAACUGGCUCAGCCAAAGAAAAAUUCUUAUGAUCAUAUUAGAGAAAAAGAUGAAAAGGAAACCAUACAAAUGCUGCAGUCUGAAGCAUCUCCAUCAAAGAAGGGUUCCAACCAAUCCAUUCACGAAAUUGGAUUCCAUGGAAGAUCUAGCUUUAGUAUCGAACCUGAAGUGACAGUAGCCUAUCGCCCCGAUUCUGAUAGCUCUGUUAUUGUUUCGGAACAUCAUGGCCAUGGUCAUGCCCACAGUCAUGACAUACCCCAGUCUGUGUCUGCUGUAGCCUGGAUGGUUAUUAUGGGAGAUGGAUUGCACAAUUUCUGCGAUGGAUUAGCAAUAGGUGCUGCAUUUGCAUCAGGUGAUGCAGACGGAAUUAGUACUACUGUAGCAGUGUUUUGUCACGAAUUACCUCACGAGCUAGGCGAUUUUGCAAUGUUACUUAAAACAGGAAUGAAAGUGAAGGAAGCUUUGUUUUAUAAUGGCUUGUCUUCUGUUCUGUGUUUCAUUGGAAUGCUUAUUGGAGUAUCACUGGGAAAUGUUCACUCUGCAACAAACUGGGUGUUUGCAGGGACAGCUGGGAUGUUUCUUUAUAUUGCACUUGUUGACAUGUUACCCGAGCUGACAUCUCCUUCGGUCAGCCCCGGAACAGCUUCCAUGACUACUCUACUAGUUCAAGUUAUAGGUAUCUGUAUUGGAAUUUCCAUUAUGCUACUUAUUGCACUCUACGAACAUGAACUCCACUCCAUCGUCAGCUGAUAGUAAAAAGCCAAUGAAACAGCUUUUGUUUGGGCUUCUUUAGUCAGAGACUUCCUGCAAACAUGUUCUUAACGAAUUUCUCUCUUAUGUCUUUUGUGAAUGAAUUGAGAGAACAACGAUGCUUAACUAUUACUAAUAAUUUGUUUUGCUUAACAAAUCUCACAAUCCCCUGAAAUGCAAAACACUUACUGCCUUUAUGUCAAGCAGGAUUCAGUGAAACUUAACCGUGAUAAUUUUUUUGUGUCUGUUUUUUUUGGGGGGGUCUUAAGGUAUUUAUCUCUUUGCAGUAUUAAACAAAAACUUCUUUGUGUGAUCGCUUAUUAAACAGACCAUAGGCUAUGGAUGAAGUGCAUUAUAAGUCCUUUUUAAGGAUACUGUGACAUACCAUCUUGUUGACUGUUGAUAAAUGGUUGUUUUUGUAUUUCAUUGUUAUGAAGCUCACUGUGUAAAUAAAUCAAACUUGACUUUUUA
Argiope bruennichi is the source of this 3051-nucleotide messenger RNA. Its product is annotated as zinc transporter ZIP10-like. The record is from RefSeq and is a predicted model, not a curated record. Gene Ontology annotation, molecular function: zinc ion transmembrane transporter activity. Gene Ontology annotation, biological process: intracellular zinc ion homeostasis; zinc ion import across plasma membrane. The transcript is spliced from 11 exons. Lineage: Eukaryota; Metazoa; Arthropoda; Arachnida; Araneae; Araneidae. Gene Ontology annotation, cellular component: membrane. Bases 583 to 2580 code for a protein of 665 amino acids.